Galleria mellonella (greater wax moth) is the source of this 1598-nucleotide messenger RNA. It is a transcript of the gene Uxs, whose product is annotated as UDP-glucuronic acid decarboxylase 1. Gene Ontology annotation, molecular function: NAD+ binding; UDP-glucuronate decarboxylase activity. The record is from RefSeq and is a predicted model, not a curated record. NCBI's taxonomy places the organism in Eukaryota, Metazoa, Arthropoda, Insecta, Lepidoptera, Pyralidae. Gene Ontology annotation, biological process: D-xylose metabolic process. Gene Ontology annotation, cellular component: cytoplasm. The transcript is spliced from 9 exons. Bases 154 to 1497 code for a protein of 447 amino acids.
AAUCACUUCUUACAAGUACAGAUAAAUUUAUCGCAGUUUACUCUGUAUUGUACCUAUAACUUAUAAUACUUAUUCUAUUUCAACAUGAAAUUUCUGAAAAUUUACACAAUAAUAGAAAUGUGAGGAGCUGUAGCUUGUAAGCAUUUUUCAGAAAUGAUAAGGCAACCUCUUAAAUUUAGAAAGACAAUUUUUGUCAUAUGUGUUUUAUUUUUAAUAAUUUUAUUAUUUCUUAUAAGCAGAAAAGAUACUGAUAUUAUUAACAGCAGUAAAAAAAUAUCUGAAGAUAUCCCAGCUGUAGUGUACCGAGAUUUCAGUUCAAUACCAAAGAGGGAACAUGUUUAUGUAGACAAAAGAAAAAUGGCAUCUAACAGUGCAAUUGAUGAUAAUAUAAAACAGGAACUGCAGGAAACCAGAGCUCAAAUAGAGCAACUGAAGAAAAAAAUUGCAUUUUUAGAAGGAAGAAUACCACAGAAAUAUCCUGAUGUAAAGUAUUUAGGAUACAAAGAGAGAAAGAGAAUAUUGGUGACAGGAGGUGCUGGAUUUGUGGGGUCUCAUCUUGUAGACGUUCUUAUGAUGCAAGGUCAUGAAGUAAUUGUAGUUGACAACUUCUUUACUGGCCGCAAACGCAAUGUUGAACACUGGUUUGGUCACAGAAACUUUGAGUUGAUUCAUCAUGACAUUGUCAAUCCACUGUAUGUUGAGGCUGAUGAAAUAUAUCACUUAGCUAGUCCUGCUAGUCCACCGCACUAUAUGCAAAAUCCAGUAAAGACUAUCAAAACCAACACGCUGGGCACCAUUAACAUGUUAGGACUAGCACGGCGUGUUGGAGCCAAGAUCUUAAUUGCCAGCACAUCCGAAGUAUAUGGGGAUCCCAUGGUGCACCCCCAGCCUGAGACUUACUGGGGUCACGUUAAUCCAAUAGGUCCGCGGGCUUGUUAUGACGAAGGCAAAAGAGUGGCUGAAACUUUGGCUUACUCAUAUGCCAAACAAGAGAAUGUGUCUGUGAGAGUAGCAAGAAUCUUCAAUACAUAUGGGCCUAGAAUGCACGUCUCCGAUGGUCGUGUAGUGUCCAACUUUAUUAUGCAAGCUUUACAAAAUUUAACUAUAACUGUAUAUGGAAAUGGGAAGCAGACCCGAUCAUUCUGCUACGUGUCAGAUCUGGUAGACGGAUUGUUGUCCUUAAUGGCAUCCAGUUACACUUUACCUGUUAACAUUGGAAAUCCUGUUGAACAUACUAUAGAAGAAUUUGCAAUGAUCAUUAAGAAUCUAGUCCCCGGAUGUCGUAGCACGGUAUCCACCGGCGCUGCAGUAGAAGACGACCCGCAACGUCGACGCCCGGAUAUCGCUAUUGCAGAGGCUCAAUUAAAUUGGUCUCCCAAGGUAUCCCUACAAGACGGUUUACAACGAACAAUAGAUUAUUUCAAGGAAGAGUUGUCCAGGACAACAUUUUAUAACAAUCAAACUUACAUGGAUGUUAAUGUGAAAAGUCCUCAAUAGAUAUAUUUUUUUUUUAUGAAUCCUCUAUAAUUGUGAUAAUAUUAUAUUGACUGUUUGUAAUGAAGUGUGAUGUUGUAUAUAAUAAUAAAUUAUAAUUGUUA